ACAGUGGGACGUCGCCACAGAAGCUUAAACCGCUCGUUCAAACAGCCCACCAACCGCCGCCUAACCAACAGAACCUAAUUACUCAACCCAGACGAGCGCACUGAAGAGGGAGAGCUUUCUGGGUGAGUGGGUGGGGGAGAAAUUAAAAAAAGAGCAAUCUUUCGGUUGGGUUAUCCGGUUGGACCCGAGCUUCUAGCUCCAUCGCCUCCAUUCCCGCUGCCGGAAAACUUUGCCUCCGGCGAGAUGAAGGGUUUGUUCAAGUCCAAGCCUAGGACCCCUGUUGACGUUGUUCGUCAGGCUCGCGAUCUCCUCGUCUAUGUCGAAACUGGGUCCGCUUCCGAUUCCCGUGAGAGCAAGCGAGAAGAAAAGAUGGGUGAGCUGAGCAAACUUAUCCGGGAAAUGAAGUUAAUUCUUUACGGGAACAGCGAAGCUGAACCGGUUGCGGAGGCAUGUACGCAGCUGACACAAGAGUUCUUUAGAGAAAACACGUUGCGCCUCCUAAUUAACUGUCUUCCCAAGUUGAAUUUAGAGACGCGUAAAGAUGCUACUCAAGUAGUUGCAAAUCUGCAAAGGCAGCAGGUUCAGUCAAGGCUGGUUGCAUGUGAUUACUUGGAAGCCAAUUUGGAUCUCAUGGAUAUUCUAAUAUUAGGUUAUGAGAAAGCAGACAUUGCAUUGCAUUAUGGUGCUAUGCUGAGGGAUUGCAUCCGGCACCAAAGUGUUGCUAGGUAUGUCCUGAAUUCACAGCACAUGAAGAAGUUCUUUACCUAUAUACAACUGCCAAAUUUUGACCUUGCUGCCGAUGCUGCUGCAACUUUUAAGGAACUCUUGACAAGACAUAAAUCCACAGUAGCUGAAUUUCUCUCCAAGAACUAUGACUGGUUUUUUGCUGAUUAUAAUUCACAGCUGCUUGAGUCUCCCAACUACAUUACACGAAGGCAAGCUAUAAAGUUGUUGGGGGACAUGCUUCUGGACCGAUCAAAUUCUGCGGUGAUGACACGCUAUGUUAGCUCAAGAGAUAACUUGAGGAUUCUGAUGAACCUCCUUAGGGAGUCCAGCAAGAGCAUCCAAAUUGAAGCAUUUCAUGUUUUUAAGUUGUUUGCUGCCAAUCAACACAAGCCUCCAGACAUCAUUAACAUCCUGGUUGCAAACAGAAGCAAGCUUUUACGCCUUUUUGCAGAUUUCAAGACCGAUAAAGAGGAUGAACAGUUUGAGGCAGACAAAGCUCAGGUUAUGAAAGAAAUCGCGGCACUGGAACACAGUGAGCUUCCAUAGUUUUAAGUAAUUUAUCUGGUCUGGUAAUCUUGUAUGUGGCUUGUUUGUAUUCUCAUAUAUAUAUGUAUCCUUACUCUGUGUUUCCCCACUUGUGAACUCAACAACGUUCUACUACUAGUUGUCGAUAUUUUGCACAUUUAUCUCUUGAAAUGGGCCUUUUGCACUUGACCCUAAUCUCUUUCAUCAACCUUUACACAUAUUUUCAUUGGUUAUUUCUUUAGAAAAAAAAGAUUGUUUGAUUG
This is a messenger RNA of Cuscuta campestris, 1514 nucleotides long. The record is from the annotation of a GenBank genome assembly. NCBI's taxonomy places the organism in Eukaryota, Viridiplantae, Streptophyta, Magnoliopsida, Solanales, Convolvulaceae.